AUGAGUACCCCCGAGUAUUGCGAGUUGGACCCCACCAUAUUCUUGGCCGAUGGCGAUCAUCCUGAAAAGGCAGCGAAUCCGCCUGAUCUCCUCAUUUUAAACCAACCCAUUACCGAUUUUGCUUCAUUUUCGCGAUUAUGGAAACACACAAACUACCGGAUAUGCGCUGAUGGUGGUGCAAACCGGCUUCAUGACAUGUUCAAUGGCAAACUCGAAAAACAAAGAGCUCAAUAUGUGGGUGAUCAAAGUGCAUUCCAUCUUCACACAGGCCACCUGACUCUUACCAAGCUGCCCAAUAUCAUUCACGGCGAUCUCGACUCGCUGCGAGAUGAUGUGCGCGCAUACUACGAGUCUCAUGAUGUUGAGGUACUACGAGAUGGCGACCAGUACAGCACGGAUUUUGGAAAAACAUUGUCGAAAAUAUCUGCGAGACACAACGCAGCGUCACAGAAAGAUGUACUGAUCCUCGGUACUCUUGCAGGCCGAGUGGACCAAGGCCUCGGGCUUUUGCACGAGAUGAUGAGAGAAGAGACCAAACACCCAAACCUGCGUCUAUGGCUCUUCUCGGAAUCCAGUCUCUCCAUGAUUCUUAGGAGUAGACGGACAGCUGUUCGCAGUCUGCUAUCUAGCGGACUCUUCACGGAAAACCUUGGGCUUGUUCCCGUCUAUGGCCCAGCGACUAUCAGUACCACUGGACUGGAAUGGGACGUCAAAGACUGGUUUACGCAAAUGGGAGGUCAAGUCAGCACUAGCAACCACGUCAAGGCUGACGAGGUACAAGUUGAGACAGACCAACCGAUACUCUUCACCAUAGAGAGGGCGCCGCUGGAACAACAACUGUAA
Ascochyta rabiei is the source of this 843-nucleotide messenger RNA. Its product is annotated as Thiamine diphosphokinase. The transcript has a single exon. NCBI's taxonomy places the organism in Eukaryota, Fungi, Ascomycota, Dothideomycetes, Pleosporales, Didymellaceae. Gene Ontology annotation, molecular function: thiamine diphosphokinase activity; thiamine binding; ATP binding. The record is from RefSeq and is a predicted model, not a curated record. Gene Ontology annotation, biological process: thiamine metabolic process; thiamine diphosphate biosynthetic process. The coding region runs from base 1 to 843 and encodes 280 amino acids.